Acaulospora morrowiae is the source of this 609-nucleotide messenger RNA. The record is from the annotation of a GenBank genome assembly. NCBI's taxonomy places the organism in Eukaryota, Fungi, Glomeromycota, Glomeromycetes, Diversisporales, Acaulosporaceae.
AUGAAACCUGAUGAACAAUUCUUCGUAAAGACAGAAGAAGACGAGGUUUUUGUAAUGAUUAAUGACGAAAGCCAGGACAUUAAUAAUAUGCGACGACAAUUUACGGCAAAGUAUCCAUCAGAACAAUCCUCCUCACCAUCACAAAUCAUGAAUUUCGAAGCGCAACAAAAUCCCGCGAUAGAAAACAUAGAGAUCCACGAUGAUGAUAAUGAAGGAUACGAAUCAGGUGAAACCAUUCCUGAACAACAGAUACCGUCCACUUCAUCAGCCGCAAAGAAACAUGGUGGAAAGCUUACCUCCCAAAUGAAAAAAAAGCCUCCGGUCGAUGAGGAUAAAGAGGAAGAAGUAGAGGAGGAAUAUGAAAACGAGGAACAUCAACGGACACGCCGUAGUGCAAGACAGGCGGAAAAGAUGUCCAAGGAAGCUCCUCAAGAGAUACUCCCGGCACGUAAUACCAGAAAAAGAAAGGCAAUGUCAACUCCCACUUCAACAAAGCGCAAAAAACUCAUGACGACGCCUUCGAAUCAGCAAUAUAAGACUAAGAAAAGACGAGGUCGCAAACCUUCCAAAGGGCUAAAAGCAUACAACAUAGGAGUAUGGCAAGAAUGA